Molecule: messenger RNA, 225 nt
Organism: Strongylus vulgaris
Lineage: Eukaryota; Metazoa; Nematoda; Chromadorea; Rhabditida; Strongylidae
Source: the annotation of a GenBank genome assembly
AUGCAGGCUACACCAAGUGCUCCUCCAGAUGUCGAGCAAGCGGGACCAAAGGCUAAUCUUCAGUUCAGUAAUCAGACCAUACGAUCUCGUUUUGUCUCCAAAGUUUUUACCUUGGUAACGAUAAUGUUUACCAUUGUCACAAUCAUGUGUGCUAUGCCUUUCAUCAUUCCAUCAUUCAAGGAUUGGAUUCAGAACAAUUUGGUCUUCUUCUUUGUUUCACUGUGA